Messenger RNA from Anopheles maculipalpis, 431 nucleotides. RefSeq names its product 40S ribosomal protein S27 (gene RpS27). NCBI's taxonomy places the organism in Eukaryota, Metazoa, Arthropoda, Insecta, Diptera, Culicidae. The transcript is spliced from 2 exons. The record is from RefSeq and is a predicted model, not a curated record. Gene Ontology annotation, cellular component: ribosome; cytosolic small ribosomal subunit. Gene Ontology annotation, molecular function: structural constituent of ribosome; RNA binding. The coding region runs from base 140 to 394 and encodes 84 amino acids. Gene Ontology annotation, biological process: translation; ribosomal small subunit assembly.
CAUCCCUUCCUUCUUUUUCGGUUUUGACGUCGUGCGAAGCUGCCGUGUUUUCCGUACAACUGAAGUGAAAUUAUUUCACUUUUUAUCCCGCGAAUAGCACGUGUUUUACGAGUAAUUCGAUACAAACAAGCAAGUGAAAAUGCCGCUCGCCAAGGACUUUUUGCACCCGCUGCCCGCUGAGGAGAAGAGGAAGCACAAGCUGAAGCGUCUGGUGCCCCAUCCGAACUCGUACUUCAUGGACGUGAAGUGCCCCGGCUGCUACAAGAUCACCACCGUCUUCAGCCAUGCCCAGAGCGUCGUGGUGUGUGCCGGUUGUUCCACGAUCCUGUGCCAGCCGACCGGUGGCAAGGCUCGUCUGACCGAAGGCUGCUCGUUCCGCAGGAAGCCGUACUAAGGAGUUGAUGGGAGUCUGCACCCAUCCGGAGGAAACA